CCCAAACCCUUAAACAAAAGGCUCACUCACUGACAAUCAUGGCAGAUACUUUCCCUCCCGGCUGCCGGUUCCACCCCUCAGAAGAGCAGCUCCUCUCUUAUUAUUUAUCGAGCAAGAAAGCCUAUCCGGCAAUACCCGGGGCCUACGAUUGGAUCGGAGAACUGCACGACUUACGGCGCCUCGAACCGUCAGAGUUACAGAAUUGGAGUUGGUAUUCGUACGAUUACAAAGGGAGGAAGAGGCACUGGUACUUUUAUAUGGCUGGAGUUUGGGAGGAGGAGAAGAAAACGAAGCAGGGAUAUUGGAAAAGGUCAGGUAAGGUUAGGGACGUCUUCAACCGCCAAGGGGUUGUUUUGGGCACCAAGACUAGCUUUGUCUACUAUGAAGGAUCGCCUGACACAGCCUCACGUACAGAUUGGGUACUCUAUCGCUAUGCUCUGGCAAAUCAUAUCGAGGGUUCUUUUGUUAUAUGCCGAGUAUUUUCAAGAUCAGAUAGUGAUUUCAAUUCCUGUGAUGAUAACAAUGCUGGAGUAGUGACGCCCGAGCCUGUGUCUACUACAAGUAAUCAAGAGAACCUUGCUCAGGUAGUUUAUUUUCAUCUUCGUCCCCUUUACGACUGCUUUAUACCGCCUACCAGAGCCGUCCCUUAUUGGGGCAGUCGACCAUGGCGGACGCCUUCGGCCUCAUAUUGGGGAAGGCCUCACAUAGAGGCCUCACGUUACAUCGGGACAACUCUGCCGCCUACUCCUCCUGUUGGGUCAAAGCCUUGUUCUCAGCGUGUAGAUUUGAGUCAUCUUACCACACUCCUAGUGAAUCUCGCACCGGAAGAGCGAAGGAAUAUGCUUGGUGAGCGUUUGUUUCCUCUCGUUGACAUGUUGGAGAUGGACAAGGCACCUAAGGUGACAGGCAUGCUUUUGGAGUUGGACAAUCCUGAGGUAUUACAUCUGCUCGAGUCACCAGAGGCUUUAAAGGCAAAAGUUGCAGAGGCCAUGGAUGUCUUGGCGAAGGCAGCUGUUGAUAGGGUACAGUGA
This is a messenger RNA of Fragaria vesca subsp. vesca, 1031 nucleotides long. RefSeq lists its product as uncharacterized. The record is from RefSeq and is a predicted model, not a curated record. Gene Ontology annotation, molecular function: RNA binding; DNA binding. Gene Ontology annotation, biological process: regulation of DNA-templated transcription. The transcript has 5 exons. Bases 39 to 1031 code for a protein of 330 amino acids. NCBI's taxonomy places the organism in Eukaryota, Viridiplantae, Streptophyta, Magnoliopsida, Rosales, Rosaceae.